Priceomyces carsonii is the source of this 1302-nucleotide messenger RNA. RefSeq names its product M20 family metallo-hydrolase. The transcript has a single exon. The record is from RefSeq and is a predicted model, not a curated record. NCBI's taxonomy places the organism in Eukaryota, Fungi, Ascomycota, Pichiomycetes, Serinales, Debaryomycetaceae. Bases 1 to 1302 code for a protein of 433 amino acids. Gene Ontology annotation, molecular function: hydrolase activity, acting on carbon-nitrogen (but not peptide) bonds, in linear amidines.
AUGACGGCAAUGUCCUUGAAAAUUGUGAGAGGUAGGCUUUUGGAUACUAUCCAAGCUACUGCUAAAUACAGUGCUCUGAUAAGCAUGGCAGGUGUACCCAAAGGAAGUGGGGUGUGUCGUCUUUCUUUGAGCGACAACGAUAAGAAUGUGAGGGAUUGGUUCGUGAAAGAAGUUAAGUCGCUCGGUUGUGAAGUCAAGAUUGAUAAAGUGGGUAAUAUCUUUGCCACAUACCCAGGAAAGAAAGAUGGGUUACCAACAGCUAUAGGGUCUCAUUUAGAUACUCAACCUACCGGCGGAAGGUACGAUGGCAUUUAUGGGGUCCUUACCGGUCUUGAGGUACUAAGAACAUUGAAAGAGAACAAGUAUGUUCCAAAUUACCCCAUUAGCCUUGUAAAUUGGACCAACGAAGAAGGAGCAAGAUUUCCAAUGUCGGUCAUGGCAUCGGCUUUAUGGGCUGGCAGGGUAGCGGAAGAUGAAGUCUUUAACCUCAAGUCUGUUAUCGAUACAGAAGCUGUUACAGUUGAUCAAGAAUUGAAUAGGAUUGGGUAUAAAGGUCCAUAUAAAGCUUCAUAUAAAUCAAUACCGCUCAAGGCUCAUUUUGAGCUUCACAUUGAACAGGGGCCGAUACUAGAGAAGGAGGAUAAAAGAGUAGGAAUUGUGACGGGUGCCCAAGCUUACUGUUGGAAUAAAGUCAUUAUCAAAGGUAGUUCUUCACAUACUGGAACCACUCCACUUGAUGUUCGUUCAGAUGCUCUUCUUGCAGCUUCUAAAAUGAUAGUCAAAUGUAAUGAGCUUGCACAUGAAUACAAAGGAUUGGUAUCGGUAGGAGUCUGUGAAGUAAAGCCUAGAGUUGUAAAUGUGAUUCCAAACGAAGUUACUUUUACUUAUGAUGCUCGCCAUCCCCACGAUGAACCCUUAGAGGCUUUGAAUGAAGAGUUAUAUAGUUCAUUCAAGAAUAUCGCGAUAGAAACCCUGGGACCAAAUUGCAAGGCCCCUAUUGAAGUAAGUGUCGAAAAUCUUAUGCGCUCAAAGGCUGUUCAUUUUGAUCCGCAUUGUAUAUCUUGCGUAAGAGAGGCGUCAAUAGAAUUACUAGGUGAGGAAAACGUUAUGGACAUAGUUAGUGGUGCUGGCCAUGAUUCUUGUGCCACCAACAAUGUGUGUCCUACUACCAUGAUAUUCAUUCCAAGUAAAGAAGGUAUUAGUCAUCAUCCCGAUGAAUACUCAACACCACAACAAAUCGAAGAUGGGUUUGAUGUAUUACUUAAGUCAGUACUUAAAUACGAUUCUAAGAGAGUUGAUUAA